CAUAAACAAUAUUACCUGUUUAUGAUCUGUACCUGACUUAACGUUGUCAGAUUCUUGUUGUAUUUUUUUCUGAACUGUUGAAGAAAAUGUUUCUCAUGUUUGUUUUUCUCUCUUUCUGCUUCACUUCUCUGGUUGGUGUGUUUGGUGAUGAAGUGAAGUCAGUGAUGGAGGGAGAUAAUCUUACUCUAAACACUCAUCUUACUGAAAUACUGAGUCUUGAUGUGAUAGUGUGGAGAUUUGGACCUCUAAAGUCUACCAUAGCUAAAAUAAAUAGAGGUAUUAACAUAGUCUCAGUAUUUGAUGAUGUUCUUGAUGGGAGAUUCAGAGACAGACUGCAGUUAAAUGAUCAGACUGGAGAUCUCACCAUCACAAACAUCACAACUCAACACACUGGAGAUUAUAAUGUAAUCAUCACCAGCGAGCAGACGUCCUCACACAGAUUCAGUGUUACUGUCUAUGCUCGUCUGCCCAUUCCUGUCAUCAGCAGAGACUGUACACAAAACUCCAUAUCAUUAUCAGUCUCAAACUGUUCCUUGUUAUGUUCAGUUUUAAAUAUAAGAUAUGUGAGUCUUUCCUGGUACAAAGGAAACAGUUUAUUGUCCAGCAUCAGUGUGUCUGAUCUCAACAUCAGACUCUCUCUACCUCUGGAGGUUGAAUAUCAGGAUACAAACACAUACAGCUGUGUACUCAAAAAUCCAUUCAGAAACCAAACUCAACAUCUCAACAUCACUCAUCUCUGUCAGACGUGUUCAGGUACAGUUUUAUUUAGUGAAUUAUUAAUUUGUUUCCACUUACACUACUGUUUAAAAGUUUUGAAACACCUGACUGAAACGUCUCUUUCAAAUGUUUAUGUGUAUGUUUAA
Molecule: messenger RNA, 863 nt
Organism: Misgurnus anguillicaudatus (oriental weatherfish)
Lineage: Eukaryota; Metazoa; Chordata; Actinopteri; Cypriniformes; Cobitidae
Source: RefSeq, a predicted model, not a curated record